AUGUCGGCGGCAGCAAAGCGGGCUUCCGGUGCUGGUUCCAGCGUGGGCGCGGUCGUCGCUGGUGCCACUGACACGACGGCUGCUGAGACGACGGCCACCAGUGCCAGCGCAGCGGAUCCAACGACGACCAGUGCAACAGAAGCAACAACGUCUAGCGCCGCAGCCACCACCACCAGCGAGCCCACCACCAGCUCCACCAGCUCCACUAGUACAAGCACCACUUCGACCGAGCCCACCACCACGGCGGCCCCAACUUCUACGACAGAUUAUACGACCACGACUUCUUCCGAAUCCACCAGUUCGACCACCUCGAGCACCACGAGUGAGCCGACCACCAGCAGCUCUAGCUCAGAAUCCCAACAAGCGACCACAGUCUACAUUACCUCGACUGCCACCGGUGGGGCCGUCACGACACACGCCUCCACGAUCGAUUCGGCCUCAUCCAACACGGCGGCCCUGUCGACCUCAACGGGCGCAGCUACCGGAAGUGGUGGUGGCCUCUCCGCCAGCGGCACCAUUGCGGUUGCGGUGGUUGUCCCCGUCGUCUCUGUGGCACUGAUCGCCCUCGCCGCGAUUUUCUUCUGGCGGAAGCGCAAGGCUAAGAAGGCGGCCGAGGAGGAGCGUCGCAAAGAAGUGGAAGAGUAUGGCUUCAACCCGAACAAUGACGCGACUUUCCCCGGUAUGGGCGGUAGUGUGGCGCCCAAGGAUGAUACCUCGUCUGGUUACCGUGGUUGGGGAACCACAUCAGCUGGCCGCAAGGCCUCGACCAACCUCUCCAGCGGAAUGGGAAUGGCCAUGUCUGAAGGCAGUGGCCAGUACCACCACAACGCUACCCCCAGUGAGGGCACUGUGCAGUAUUCGGACGGAGUUCGACCAGACUCCGGAGAGAUUGUUGAACCAAUUGGGGUGCUGGGUGCAGCCCCCGUAGCGGCCAACAACCGCAAUGGAGACAUUCACCGGGGGGCUUCGAAUGCUUCGUCUGCCUACUCUGCGGCUAACCGAUCAGAGGCGUCCGAGGAGAGUCACAUGUCUGCUGCACACCCGUCAGGCGGUUACUAUAGCGAUAACCCUUACUACGGAGAGAUGACUGGGCAUGGUGCCUACGGGGAUGAUUCCUACCAGCCUGUGAUCCGUGAUGUCCAAGCGCGCCGCAACACUCGUAUUGAGAACCCAGGUGUCUACCCUCGACAAGGGAAUGCCGGAAUCGCUCAGAACUUCUAA
This is a messenger RNA of Penicillium longicatenatum, 1221 nucleotides long. RefSeq lists its product as uncharacterized. NCBI's taxonomy places the organism in Eukaryota, Fungi, Ascomycota, Eurotiomycetes, Eurotiales, Aspergillaceae. The record is from RefSeq and is a predicted model, not a curated record. The transcript has a single exon. The coding region runs from base 1 to 1221 and encodes 406 amino acids.